AGCAUCACCUGUGGCCGUGUGUUGGGUGGGCGCUGCACGAGUGGCUGGCGGCCGCGCCCCCGGGAAGGGCAUGUGGAGGAGGCUGCGUCGCCGGGAUGCCACGCCGCCGCCGCUGCCGCCCCUUGCCGCGGGAGGCGCUGGAGGAGUGUCUUGUGGGGUAUGGCAGCAACUCGAGACACCGCCGUGCCGUUCCUCAUCGCCAGCCCGCAGCAGACUCCUCCACCUUCAGCAUUAAGAACACCACCAUCACCGUCUCCACCUUACACCGGCCGCCCUUCACCAUGCUGGAAAAGGACAAGGAGACCAACGCCAUCGUGUCCGCCCACGGGAUGUGUUUCUCCAUGCUUCAGCUCAUCAGCGAAAGCCUCGGCUUCCGGUACCGGCUGGUGGAGGUGCCAGACAAUGGGUUCGGGGCCCUGCAGGAAGACGGCACCUGGGAUGGCAUGGUCGGGAUGGUGAUGCGGAAGGAGGCUGACGCGGCAGUGAGCAGCUUCACCGUCAACUACGCCAGGUACACCGUGAUCGACUUCACGUACCCGUACUUCGAGGAGCCCACCGGCAUCAUCAUCCCGGCCGCGACCAGCGGAGACACUAUGUUCUCCUUCCUCACCCCCUUCUCCUGGGAGGUGUGGGUGAUGACGGGCGUUUGUGUGGUGGUGGUGGGCUGGCUGCUGCACCUCCUCUCCACCGCCGGCGACCUGCCUCUCCUCUACCCCAACGAGCGCCGCCGGCCUGUCCACCGGUCACGGUACAUCGCUGACGCCGCCCAGGCUCUCCUCGGCCAGUCAAAUGAAAUGCGACAGACGGGGCCGUCACGCGUCCUCCACGCCGCCUGGUGGUGCCUCGUGCUCAUACUCAUGCACAGCUACUCCGGCACCCUCAUCGCCUCCCUCACCUCCCCAAAACUCGUGAAGGUGGCUGACUCCCUGGCUGAACUGACGGAGCAGACUCAGGUGGAGUGGUCGGUGCGGCGCGGGUCCGUCAGCCAGUUGGUCUUCCUGCAGGCGAAGAGCGGCGUCUAUGAACGUGCGGGUCGCCUACUGAAGGGUCGCCCUGAUCUCCUGCUGGGCUCAGACAAGGAGGGCCUCGCCUUGGUGCGCACCGGCCGCUACGCCUUCUAUUGCAGUCCAGCAUUAAAGGUCCGCAGCGCCGGUCUUGUUUACCCUGCCGACUGGCCAAGGAAAAAGACUCCGGAUUCGCGAGUAAAUUCCCAUGUGCGCAGUAUAGGUAUGCAAGGCUGCGGCAACCCCCUGAUGAGUGGGUCGUGUCCACAGGGUUUGUCGUUCUUGGAGUUUGCGAUCGCGGAUGACUUGGAGAAGAACGGGAAGUGCAGCUUUGGCCUGGCCGGUGACGGCUUCCUCAACGCGCACAUCGCCUGGAUCUUCCAAAAAAACUCGCCCUACAUGCCGCUCGUCAAUACCAGGCUGAUGUUGAUGGCGCAGAGCGGGCUCCUCGCCAAGUGGCGCCGCGAGUUCUUCCCGCCGCCCAACGAGUGCACGAAGCCCUCCCCCAAGGGCCCACGGCGAUUGGCCCUGAAGGACCUGUCGGGCUGCAUCACCCUCGCCGUUGCUGGCGUGCUGCUGGCAGCCAUGGUGUUGCUCGGGGAGCUCCUGGUGGUCCGCAUCACCACUAAAAAAAAAAAUAGAAAAUAAUGAUGAGACUGAAAAUGGGGAACAGACAAGCAGAAAGACCAAAAACAAGGUUACUCACAAUUAGAACGCCUCACCCGCCAUUAGUGACAAAAUAUCUGUUCCUUUGGUUUUGAUCUGUGUUCUCGCUCCUUGUGGCGUGUGAGGCCUCCAAGAGACGCUGGUGGGCCUUUGUGCAUGUAAAAGCAAAAAGUGUGACAAGCCUAAAAUCCUGCUUGACGUCAUAAUAUUCUUUCCUUAUACGGUGACGCGCUGAUGUAAUGCAUGCGAGGUGAGGCGAGGCGUGCAGUGAGUAAUGACGGCGAGGUAUUGUAUCAUGUAGUAAAGCGCCUGACCUUAUACAGUUGCCAGGCGUGGGGGGGGUGGAGUAGACGGGCGGGAACAGGACUAGUGUGUGGCAAGGGCUCGAUCGCUAGAGCAGUCAGCCUUCGCAUUACCUGAGGCACAUAUUUUGAAACAUUUCGGUACUUACAAACACACACCCACACUUCAUUAGACUCUCGUACUAGUUGUGAGUAUUUCCAUGGGUAGUUUUAUGAGCCUAGUGAUAGUCUGACAAGGCCUCUGCACUAUGAACGCGAAAAACACAAUCAUGCGAACCAGACUAAUCUCCUUUGUGGCCUCUGGAAAUAGUUGUUGUCAGAGCCGGAAGCGUCUGAGAAUUUGGGUGCCACGUGAUGGGCCGACAAGAGAACACAUUCGUCUCGCCAACUCGUAAAACCUUGACGCAGGAAAUUGGAAGCGUCACGUCGAGGCGUUUAAAUUAUGUUGAGAGAGAGAGAGAGAGAGAGAGAGAGAGAGAGAGAGAGAGAGAGAGAGAGAGAGAGAGA
Eriocheir sinensis (Chinese mitten crab) is the source of this 2479-nucleotide messenger RNA. RefSeq names its product glutamate receptor ionotropic, kainate glr-3-like. Gene Ontology annotation, molecular function: glutamate-gated receptor activity. Gene Ontology annotation, cellular component: membrane. Bases 96 to 1652 code for a protein of 518 amino acids. The transcript has 12 exons. The record is from RefSeq and is a predicted model, not a curated record. Lineage: Eukaryota; Metazoa; Arthropoda; Malacostraca; Decapoda; Varunidae.